Elaeis guineensis (African oil palm) is the source of this 3014-nucleotide messenger RNA. The record is from RefSeq and is a predicted model, not a curated record. NCBI's taxonomy places the organism in Eukaryota, Viridiplantae, Streptophyta, Magnoliopsida, Arecales, Arecaceae.
UCAGCUUUCAGCGAUGACUGGCACUAUUAUAUACAGGAUAACUACCAUAAGUUUGACAGGAAUAACAUUUAACUAAUAACCUCCCAAGUCCCAAGCCAAGUUUCCAGCUCACAUUUCGUGAGCACAAGAACCCGACGCAGUUGGUGGGAGGGAGUGGGACAGACAGCUGGAAAAACAAAGCAUAACAGAUCGCCUCCCAGAAAAAUGCGGUUUAUGAGAUGAGAUUGGUGUCCCAAGGAGUGGAAGGAGAAUGGACUAGGGUUCUGAGUGGACCGCGCAGUCGUCGCCGAUGACCGACGUCCGGCAGCGCCGGGAUCCGAGCAUGAGACCCCCCCUUGUACCUCUCGCCACCCUUAUUGGUCGCGAGCUCCACGGAGACAAGUCCGAGAAGCCCACCGUCAAGUGCGGCCACCACGCCUUCGCCAAGCGGGGCGAGGAUUACUUCCUUGUCAAGCCCGACUGCCUCCGGAUCCCCGGCAACCCUUCCUCUUCCUUCUCCGUCUUCGCGAUCUUUGAUGGGCACAACGGAGUGUCUGCGGCCGUGUUCACAAAAGAGCAUCUUCUGGACAAUGUUAUGAGUGCGAUUCCUCCGGGGCUUGGUAGGGAGGAGUGGCUCCAGGCCCUUCCACAGGCUCUGGUUGCUGGUUUCGUGAGGACUGAUAUAGAUUUCCAGCGAAAAGGAGAGACUUCGGGAACCACCGUGACCCUCGUCGUGGUUGAUGGGUGGACGGUCACGGUUGCAUCGGUGGGUGACUCGCGGUGCAUACUGGAUACACAGGGUGGUGUGGUUUCUUUGCUGACUGUCGAUCAUAGGCUGGAAGAGAAUGCUGAGGAGAGGGAACGCGUUACUGCCAGUGGGGGGGAGGUGGGGAGGCUUAAUCUUUCUGGCGGGCAGGAGGUGGGUCCGCUCCGCUGCUGGCCGGGUGGCUUAUGCCUUUCAAGGUCAAUAGGUGAUACGGAUGUGGGUGAAUUCAUCGUCCCGAUACCACAUGUUAAGCAAGUGAAGCUAUCAAGAGCUGGAGGACGCCUAAUAAUUGCAUCAGAUGGCAUAUGGGAUGCUUUGUCAUCUGAGAUGGCUGCCAAGGCUUGCCGAGGGAUACCUGCAGAACUUGCUGCAAAGCUUGUUGUUAAGGAAGCUUUGAGAAAAAGUGGCCUGAAAGAUGACACAACUUGCGUUAUCGUUGAUAUUGUUCCACCUCCUCCUGAUCCUUUAAUCCUACCACUGUCUCCAAAAAAGCAUCAAAAUAAGUUUACAUCUCUUCUUUUUGGGAGAAAGUCACAGAACACUGCGGGUAAACAUACAAACAAACUUUCUUCUGUUGGUGUGGUUGAGGAACUAUUUGAAGAGGGUUCUGCAAUACUGGAAGAAAGGUUGGGUAAAAAUUUCCCAUUGAAGGCAAACUCAGGGCCUUUCCGAUGUGCAAUAUGCCAAGUGGAUCAAACACCAAAUGAGGGUUUAUCUGCUACUGUAGGUUCUUAUUUUUCACCCACAUCAAAACCACAGGAGGGCCCUUAUCUUUGUGUUGAGUGCAGAAGAAAGAAGGAUGCCAUGGAAGGAAAACGACGAAGCCGGACGACAGUUUCUAGUAAUGACAGUGUUAUUUUUCAAGAAAUCCUGUUGUCAAUCCGCUAGGCGGCCUCAGGUUUUUGGUUUGAGAGCUCCCAGCUUAUGAAGUAGUGGAAUAAAGAAUUUUACUGAAUUCAAUUACAGUGAAAUCAUCAUGAGGCACAUGGCUGUCAUACCCAAAAUCCAUUUGAAGUUACGCUGAAGAUGAGGUCUUUUGGAGUGAGGGAUUCUCCUGCGGGGGCUGGCUUUGAUGUGCCCUCGCGGCAUGUGGCUCUUCUGGCGCACUGGGGGUUACGUGAUGCUGGUGAGCCGUGUUGGGUGCUCCUCUCUGCGUGCCUUCCGCCACCUGCUGCAACGAUUGUGUCCUCAGGGCAGUUAGAUACAGGGCGAUCCCAAGGAAGACCGUUAUCAAUCCAAAAAUUCCUGCUGCUGCAAAUAACCCUGGCCGAAUUACAUGGCAGCUGGGCCUUGGUUUUGUCCAUUGGCUCAGAUGGCUGGAUUCCACGGCCAUGCCAAUCAUCAGAAGCACCUCAGCGAUGGUAAAACAGAUCCUGCAAGCAAAACACAAAUGGUCAAAAUUUCUUUGCUCUGUUUGUUCCAUGUCACCACAUUUCCAUGCAGGCUUUGACAGAUGAUAUAUGGCAUGGCGUAUGUGGUGAUGAUAGCUGCAGUUGGAUUUUUGAUGCACAUGUAGACAUUCUUACCAGGUUGCCAGAAAAAGAAAACAGGCCUGCCAUGCAAGAAUUUUGGAGGAUGAUGGCAAGCGUGGAUCCUCUGGGGACCAGGCUAGUGAUGCCGGAGGUUUAGAGCUUAUAACUGCAACCAACAUAUAGGCAUGCUCUGCGAACAUGGCCACCGCAAGCAGCAAGAAUGCACUCACAGCAAACCCCAGCGGUCUCCGACCGCUCCCGUCGUAGACGCACUGGUAUGCCUUAACGCCAUUGCCUUGGUUGCCCACGAUAUACCAAGUGGCCUGCCAAAGUAUUCAAUGAUGAUUCAAAGGGCGCAAAACGCUUUGUGCACUCAGCAUGGGGCCUUAACACAUUAACGCUUACCUCAGUCCUCGAGCCCUCAGCGGCGAGGCAUAAAACGAAGCUGAAGAGGCCACAGACCACGGAUAGAGCCACAAGGAAGAGAGCUAGCCUGCUCCUGACUUCGGUGUUCCGGUGGGCCCUGAGGGACAAAUCAUCAUGCGUGAUUGCCAUGGUGGAUGAUCUCUGGGAUGUGAACCGGCCCCAGAAAUAUAGGACUCCGGGAACCGAGGUGGUAUUACAAAGAGAAGGCCUGGGAUGUGGUAGAAGGGAGGAAUCCACGAGAAGCAUUGCUUGCAGCAGAGGUGGCGGUGUUGCGUGCUGUGGGAGGGAUUCCCGUGCUUUUGUAGCACUUCUUAGUGCAGGCUUUGCAAGCUGUUUCUCUAACACGAAAAAGAUGCCGCCUAUUAAAAUAA